Molecule: messenger RNA, 441 nt
Organism: Dentiscutata erythropus
Lineage: Eukaryota; Fungi; Glomeromycota; Glomeromycetes; Diversisporales; Gigasporaceae
Source: the annotation of a GenBank genome assembly
AUGCAACACCUUAAAGCUUUUAUUUCUUCACCAAAUAUUAACAACCUUGAUUCAUUGUAUACUCUUGAAGGAAUAUAUAAUCAAUCAGGGAAUUAUGAAGGAUACAUUGAAUGUGCGACUAAAAUUCUGGAAAUUCAGCCUGAUGAUACAAGAAUAUUAAUGAAUAGGGGUAUAUUUCAUAUGAAUGCUGGGAACCAGCAAUAUUUAGAAAAAGCAAUUGAAUUAAACUCAGAUGAACCCUAUUGGUAUUGUCAACUUGGAGCACUCUUUAUUGAAUUACAACAAUAUGAUGAGGCCUUAAAAAAGUUGAAUGCUGCCAUUGAAAAAUAUAAACCAGAUUGUGAAUUAGAAUUUGACGAAUUAUCUGAAGCACUUGAUUAUAAAGCAUCUUUAUAUAGCAAAAUUACGGGAAAAAAUAAUGCGGCUGAAUUAAAUUUAUAA